GAGUUUCCACAAAUCAUCGUGUCCCCCGAGAGCAAACUGUCGUUGGUGUUGUUGUUGCGGUUGUUCAAAUGGCUAUCAAUAUUUUUAUUGCUGAAGCCGAAGAGGAGAGUGAAAUCUGUACAUCUGUGCAGCGAGGUCGCGUGCCGCCAUCGCAACCGACCGGCCUCCCAUACGGCCAGUACUCGAUACCGAACGGCGACGCCGUCACCGGUUUCAACGGUCACUCGUAUCUAAGUUCCUACAUUUCGCUGCUGCUGCGGGCGGAACCGUACCCUACCUCCCGGUACGGCCAGUGCAUGCAAACCAACAACAUCAUGGGCAUCGACAACAUCUGCGAGCUGGCCGCCCGGUUACUGUUUUCGGCGGUCGAGUGGGCCCGCAACAUCCCCUUCUUUCCGGAUCUCCAGGUGACCGACCAGGUCGCACUGCUGCGGCUAGUCUGGUCGGAACUGUUCGUACUCAACGCCUCCCAAUGCUCAAUGCCGCUGCACGUGGCGCCACUGCUAGCCGCCGCCGGACUACACGCAUCCCCAAUGGCCGCCGACCGAGUGGUCGCCUUCAUGGAUCACAUCCGGAUAUUCCAGGAACAGGUGGAGAAGCUCAAGGCGUUACACGUCGACUCAGCCGAGUAUUCCUGUCUGAAAGCAAUAGUUCUGUUCACAACAGGUAAAAUGCUGGACUAUCUCUUCGGGGAUGUUCACGCACUGCUCGCUAAAAUCAGCUCAUCACUCCAAACCCUGCAAUCCGAAUCCGACCUCAUCCACCUGGUACAGAUGCAAAUGUACCACUCCUCCUCACAGCUAUCCGGUAGCACUAACACCACUAACAACACUAGCCUUUCACCAAACAGUUCACUAAACACUACUAGCAGCGGAAACUCUUCGCUUAACAACCUGUCCGGGUCUUCGACGAAUUCGCUAACGGUGGCAAACGGUUCCUCCAAUACGUCGGUCUCACUAGCUUCCCCCUCGAUUACCACCUCAACGGAACCCGCGGCCACCGUUAGCUCCAGUUCGGCGACCCCUGUAAAUAACAACAACGACGAGAAAGCCGCAAACCAAAAUUUGUCUGAAAGUGGUCUACUGGCGGCGUCCAACGUCGGAGCACUGUUCGGUAGCAGUGCUCAGCAACAGCAACACCAAACGUCCAAGACGCCUCCGCUACCGGCUUCGUUGUUCAACUUCCAAGCGACCCCGAAUCGGUCCUACCACGGAACGUUGGAUGACUUCGUAAAUCUGGCCAGCAGUAGCCCGUACGGCGUCGGCAGUUCGCCUUUUGCAGCGGCUGCUGCCGGGUUUGGUACCGGAGGUAUCUUCAGUCCCUAUGCUAACGGUAGUCUGUCCGGGGCCAGUGGUCCCAAGUAUCUUAGCCACGGUGCCGGUAGUUCCGAGUUCAAGUUCUCACCGUACAGCCCCUGGAGGCGGUAGAAUAACUCCUCUUUUGAAGGAUGUGUUUGUGUGCUAGUUUCUUAGCUUUAGCCUUAGAUCUCCCUAGAGGGUGUUACGACGGUUCGACUGACGUACUUGAAGCGUUGUAUCACUAUUAAUACAACCAUUCUAUAUAGUUGGUGUAGAUGUAAAAAGUGUACCUUAUUAGUCGUUAGUGUAUUUAUUUAUUUAUUUAACUUAUUCGUUACCUGAUAGUUAGUAGAUCGUUAAUGUGGGCAUCGUGUAAAUUCAUCUAAGAAAAAAGUUAAAUAAAUCUCUG
Uranotaenia lowii is the source of this 1707-nucleotide messenger RNA. RefSeq names its product steroid receptor seven-up, isoforms B/C (gene svp). Lineage: Eukaryota; Metazoa; Arthropoda; Insecta; Diptera; Culicidae. Gene Ontology annotation, biological process: regulation of transcription by RNA polymerase II; anatomical structure development; cell differentiation. The transcript is spliced from 2 exons. The record is from RefSeq and is a predicted model, not a curated record. Bases 69 to 1427 code for a protein of 452 amino acids. Gene Ontology annotation, molecular function: RNA polymerase II cis-regulatory region sequence-specific DNA binding; nuclear receptor activity.